Bombina bombina (fire-bellied toad) is the source of this 1722-nucleotide messenger RNA. It is a transcript of the gene RSL1D1, whose product is annotated as ribosomal L1 domain containing 1. The record is from RefSeq and is a predicted model, not a curated record. The coding region runs from base 35 to 1363 and encodes 442 amino acids. Lineage: Eukaryota; Metazoa; Chordata; Amphibia; Anura; Bombinatoridae. The transcript has 9 exons.
AGCUGAUACGGUUUCUACACGUGUUAAUGGAAACAUGGCGGAAUCCGUCGAGCACGAAUUAGACAGUACUCAGGUGAAAAAAGCAGUCCAGGCUCUCUUAGCAUAUCAGAAAACCAAAUCUAAAGCAAAUGCCUUACUCCUAAAUGAAUAUGAUCGAAUAUCUUUAAUGUUAACUGUCUGGAAAAUUCCCAAUCAUGCACAAACCAUUCGAAUCCGUCUUCCUCAUGAGAUUCGUACAGAAGCGUGUGACGUGUGUCUCAUCACCAGAGAUGAGCCAGACCUGACUUCAGAGCAGACAGUGACUUUCUAUAAGAAGUUGCUUAACCAGCACGGUGUUACACACAUUAAUGAGAUCAUUCCUCUUAGAACUAUAAAGAAGGAAUACAAGCCGUAUGAAGCAAAGCGUCGCUUGCUGAGCAGUUAUGACCUUUUUCUCUCUGAUGAUCGGAUUCGCCGGUUCUUGCCGUCCCUCCUGGGCAAACAUUUCUACAAGGCUAAGAGAGAACCUCUGUCUGUGAACUUGAAAACAAAGUACCUUGCUGCAGAACUGAAUCGUUAUAUCCAGGGAACCACACUGCAUAUAACAAACAAAGGCUGUUGCUACUCCAUCAGAGUUGGUCACACAGGGAUGAAGGUUGAUGAUGUUGUUGAGAACACAAUAGCGGUUGCCAAAGUGCUGGCGACAAAGUUACCAAUGCAAUGGAAGAAUGUCAAACUUCUUCACCUAAAAACUCAGACGUCCGUAGCACUGCCCGUAUACAACUCCCCUCUCACAAACAUGAAUGAUGUGCAGCAAACUCGUAGCACAGAUAAGGAUGGAAAGCCAUUCGAAAAGAAGAAAAAAAGAUCCACUUCAGAGAAGCAGCACAAAGUGUCUGGUGCAGACUCUGGAGUUUCCUCUGCAUCAGCUGAUGAGCAGGACAGGGAAGAUGCUACAAGCAAGCAGCAGGCAGAUUCCUCCCAGGAGGAAGAGGAGGAAAUUCCAGAGCUGGUGCCUAUAGAGGCACCCUCCAAAAAAAAGAAUAAAAAGAAAGAGGAAAUUCCUGUGAAAAAAACUAAAACUGUUAAAAAGAAUCGGGCGCCAAAACAGAUCCCAGAGCAAGUAGAGGCAUCACCACCUGCUGUAAAAAAGAAGCGCAAAGUAAUUGAUCCAGAGCAAGAAAGUCCAAUCAAGCAGAAAAAGAGAACCCCUGCAAAAUCGCUCGAGGAGCACAAGGCGCUGGACUCAUUGCCUGAAGUUCUUAAAAAGACUCCUAAAAAAGCAGCGGGAAAAUCUCCUAAACUUAUCAAAUCUUCCAAAAAAACUCCUCAGACUCCAAAACUAAAGCAGAAAAAGAGAAUGAAAGGGCCACAGUCUGUCUAAUGCUGUUAUCGCUGCUACAGUAAUUUGCCUGCACGCGGUUCCAAACCACCUGCUCCUUGUGCAUAUUCCAAAUGUUCCUAACAACGUUAAUGGAUUUUUUUAUAGGCUUCUUAUUUCUUUUAACACCUACGUAUUUGCUAAUCAGAAAAGCAGAUAUGGUUAUAGCAAACAUGGAACCCUGCACUUGUAAAUCAUUAGCUAAAAUGUUCCUAUCUUAUAAAUAUAAAUAAAUAAUGCACGUUGGUGCUUUAAUAAGUUUUGAAAAGCAUUUUUAUCUAAGAUUUUAACUUUUAAUACAUUUUGUAUGGGAAAAAACAUUGCAUGUGCUCUGUAAUAAAAUAUUCUGUGCAAAAUUGUAA